This is a messenger RNA of Acanthochromis polyacanthus (spiny chromis), 6156 nucleotides long. RefSeq names its product inactive dipeptidyl peptidase 10-like. Gene Ontology annotation, molecular function: serine-type peptidase activity; dipeptidyl-peptidase activity. The record is from RefSeq and is a predicted model, not a curated record. Lineage: Eukaryota; Metazoa; Chordata; Actinopteri; Pomacentridae. The coding region runs from base 237 to 2621 and encodes 794 amino acids. The transcript has 27 exons. Gene Ontology annotation, biological process: proteolysis.
GCGAGAAGGAAGAGGGAGGGUCUGUGUUUAAAAGCACCCAGAGCGUUUAGUGCCUCGCACAGAAACAAAGCAUGGAAAACAGAUUGUGUUUUUGAAUGUGUUGCCUGUGGUGGAGCUUCAGGGAGAAAAUCUGCAGCCUCCAGUGGAUUCGGUGGUCAGAGGAAACUUCACAAACUGAGCAGAUUUGAUCUUCUGUCUUUCUACCUCCAGAAAAAAGGAGAAUUCAGCGAAUAAAAAUGAACCAAACUGCAACCGUCUCCCAUCAGAUUGAGUGUCAGCCGGUCAAAGAUGUCAAGGAGUUUGUGGACGUCAGCCCGCCGCAGAGGAACUGGAAGGGCAUCGCCAUCUCGCUGCUGGUGAUCGUGGUGGUCUGCUCGCUCAUCACCAUGUCGGUGUUCGUCCUCACACCCGUCGAGCAUCCUGGAAGCAGUAAGUCCAGACUGACCGUGGCGGAUCUCUACAAGCCAGAGUUCAGCGUUCACGACCCAGAAGCGACAUGGAUCAGCGAUUCAGAGGUGGUGUACAGGAACAGAGACGGUCACGUCAUCAAGUUUGACUUUGUCCUGAACGAGACUGAAGUCAUUCUGACCAACAGCACUUUUGUGGCUUUCAAGGUGGCAAAGUACUCGCUGUCUGCAGAUCUGAAGUACGCGCUGUUCGCAUACGACGUCAAACCGAUGUACAGAUAUUCGUACACGGCGUCUUACAUCGUCUACAACAUCUACACGAGGGAGGUUUGGGAGCUAAACCCUCCGGAGGUCCACAACGCAGUCCUCCAACAUGCAUCCUGGGGAAGACAAGGACAGCAGCUGAUCUACAUCUUUGAGAAUAAUAUUUACUACCAGUCGGAUGUGAGGAGUAACUCGCUGAGAAUCACCUCCUCUGGGAUGGAGGGAGUCAUCUUCAAUGGAGUCACUGACUGGCUCUACGAAGAGGAGAUUCUUCACUCACACUUGGCCCAUUGGUGGUCGCCUGACGGAGAAAGACUGGCCUUCCUCACCAUAAAUGACUCUCUGGUUCCCAACAUGGCUCUGCCCCAGUUCACCGGCAGCACCUACCCCAGAGGCCUGCAGUACCCCUAUCCAAUGGCCGGUCAGACGAACCCUGCGGUGAAGCUGUCAGUCGUCAACCUGUUCGGUGGGACUCACACUCAGGAGCUGCAGCCUCCCGAUCAGCUCGGACUCAGGGACUUCUACAUCACCAUGGUGAAGUGGAUCAGCAACACUCAUCUGGCCGUGAGGUGGAUCAACCGGCCACAAAACGCCUCGCUGCUGACCGUGUGUGACGCCACCGUCGGAGCCUGUCUUCAGAGACACGAGGACUCUUCAGACACCUGGCUGCCCAGACAGAGUGAAGAACCGCUGUUCUCCAAGGACAGGAGCAGGUUUUUCCUCACGCUGCCAGUGAAACAAGGAGGGCAGGGAGAUUUCCACCACAUCACCAUGUUCACCAAGAAGUUACGAAGCAGCCAGGAUGAAGUUCGCCACCUGACGUCGGGAGGCUGGGAGGUGACAAAGAUCGUAGGUUACGAUGAAACCAACCAGAUCAUAUACUUUCUGCGCACCGACGGCGCCGCAGCACAAAGACACUUGUACAGCGUCUCAACACUCGACUUGUUUCCACGGCGAUGCCUCACCUGUGAUCUGAGGGAGAAUUGUACCUUCUUCGACGCUGACGUCAGCCCCGAUGCUCAGCACGCCAUCCUGCACUGUCGAGGUCCCGGAGUUCCAGCUGUGCUGCUUCUAAGUUUCGACAACGUGGACUCCUAUUUCAUCUUGGAGAAGAACCUCCCUCUGCGAUCUGCGCUGGAGACCAGAAGGACUGUUCAGACUGAAAUCCGGAUGAUCACUAAUGACAACUUUGAGCUGCCUCUGAAGCUCAUCUAUCCUCCAGACUUCUCCGAGUCGUCCCUCUACGGCCUCCUUCUAAUUGUCGGCAGCUCUCCAGGCGACCAGACUGUGACGGAGGAGUUCAGGCUGGACUGGGAUCAGGUUCUGGUCGGGUCAGAUCAGGUCAUCGUGGCCCGGCUGGACGGCAGGGGUUCUGGCUUCAGGGGUCAGAGGAUCUUACAGCAGGUUCAUCACCGGCUCGGCGACGUGGACGCCAAUGACCAGAUCGCAGCUCUGCAACACCUGGCGAGGCUCCCGUUCAUCGAUCGCACUCGUGUCGGAGUCUUUGGAGAGCAGGGCUACGGCGGCUACCUCGCCCUGAUGAUGCUGAGGUCCACGGACAACCCGAUCAGAUGUGCAGCAGCUCAGGCUCCCAUCACCGACUGGACGCUGUAUGCCUCGGCCUCCUCAGAGAGAUACUUCGGUUCGCCUUCGACUAAGGAGAGCAAAUACGAAACCUCCAAAGUGCAGCCCAGCAUGAAAAGCCUGCAGGAUAGGACUCUGUUUCUGGCUCAUGGCACCGCUGACGCCAACGUCCACUUCCAGCACUCAGCAGAGCUCAUCAAACACUUGAUAAAGAUCGGCGCCAACUACACUAUGCAGAUCUACCCAGAUGAGGGUCACUUCCUGUCCAGACGCAGCCAGAUCCAGCUCACUCAGUCCCUGGUUGGAUAUUUCAGAGGAUGUCUGCACGAUGCGUCAUCGCUGCUCGACCAACGGGACGACGACUGAGGCGUUGCCGUGGUUACCGCUGUGUUUUUCCUGAGCGUACGUGCCCCCCCCCUCCCGGUAGACCGAGUUUGUGUUUUAUACCUGUAGCACAGCGUCUGAUGGACUCAACAAGCUUCUUCUCAACACAUCAGACCAAGUUUGUCACCUCGGUAGAAACAGCAGCAGUUUGGCUCACGGGGAGUUUCAUCGCCUCUGUUGUCCAGGCGGAGCUCAGAAAUGCUUCGUUUCUUGGGGGAUUUUUCAAAUUCGAGCACUUACUGCAGGCUGCUCUUCACAAAAUUUAGCAGAAUUAGCAUAAAAACUGAAACUCAGCUGCAAUUAAGUGCAAUUCUGUCACUGAUUAGCUUUUAAAUCAGUUAAGUAUUUCUUCGUCUCCUCAAAUAUCAAAUUCCUAUAAAUUCUUGGUCCUCUUAUUUAGAUCAUGCUAAUAGCUUUUUUGUCUCAACAUUAAAAAGUGAAAAAAAUGACCUGCUAGCAUCACUUUCUACAGAUUAGCUUCUCAGCUGCAACACAAAAUGUUUGGUUCUUUUGUACAAAACUCAAAGGUAAAAGUUUGGUGCAUAAAAUUUUCAGAUUGAGAAGUUAACUACAUCUCCCAGGGUGCAUUUCAUCAAGAAACAACCAGUCACACAUCUUCAUGUUCUACCAAAGAUAGCGCUGUUGAUCUAACCUCCCGAAACAGUGUUUAAAGUUUAAUUCUGCAUCACUUUUAAUAGAAAUCAGACCCAUAUUUGACUAAAUAUUUGCCCCUGAGGAUCAUGGGUAUUGUAGUAUUUCUCCUAAUCCGCCAUGAACAAAGCCUUUUUUGUGUUUAGGAACAUUAAAGAUCAUUUUUAAGUUUCAAAAAAAAAAAACGUCAAUGAAGUCAAAAAUUAUUCAGUUACAUGUAAAUUGAAACAAACUGAGCUCUCUGAUUAACAUUUUAUACUUAAAUUUGCAUUUUUUUCUCUCAGACAAACCUCUUCCGGCCCCGUUUCCUUACUUUUAAUCAUUAAAACAUGUGAACAACAUUGAUUUUGAAGCAAAAGUGUGACUUUAGUUGGACUUUUGUGACUAAUAAAGCACAAAUCAGUGUUACAAUGUAUAAAAAUAAUUCCAUUGUUAAUUACUUAUGUUUGAGUAAUUUAUUAUAGGUUUUUGCACUAUACUCAAUGGAACUGUGCAUUCUCAUGCAAACUAAAUCCGGCCUCAUCCGAAAAUUGUGUUGGAAAACCAAUUUGGAGGCAAAAGUUGAAUUUGAGUGUGAAAAUGAAUGUUUUCAUCUUUUUUUCAUAAGUCAAGCUCCUUGUCGGUGUGUUUGGAUUUUUUAGCGGAGCAUAAUAUCGACCGCAGGAUCUUUCAUGAAAUAUUGAAAGUUGGAUGCAAAUUACAGCAAUCUGUCCUGUCAGUGAGACGUGAAAUCAUUUGAAAAAGCAGCUUCCAGUGAGAAAUAUACUAAAAAAUGAGUUUUAUAGAGUAAGUCCCGACUUCAUGGACGUUUUUGGGGGCAUAUUGUUACCUUCAUGUUUCCUUUAGCACAUUUCUAACGUCCUAAAGGUUGAACUUAAACAAUAGUUUGUCAUGUAUAUUUACAUGUUCUCUGUUUUGAUAUUUUAUCGCUUUCGAUCUCCUUGUCAAGUGUCUGCAUUGAAAUGGGGCUUAUUUAUUUGUUACUUCUAUAAGUAGAUAUUUGUCAUUUUACACCUUUUUUGUUGGUGGUUUUUGUCGUCCGUUGCACUUAAAGGUGAACAGGAGUUUAAUGGGAUUGAAUUCAUGUCACCCAAACUGCUCAUAGUCGCAACAUUUUGGGAUGAAAUAUGACUUAAGGGGAAAUUAAUCUGCAGCGGGUCCUUUGCAGGUUAUAAAUCUUCUGUUGUGUAAAAACGACGUCGUUGUUUUUUAGGUAAUUGCAGUCAGCUUUGUUUUUUUUAAUGCAUUUUGUACAAAAUGUAGUUUUAGGCCACUUAAUGUCUUUUUCUUUUAUCUCUUCACAUGAUAAAACCAUAUUUCACUCCAGUGUUUUUGCUGCCACACUAGAAAAAGAAAAACAAAUCGAUUUCAUGUUAGAAUCUUAAGUUUAUCUUUACAAUUAGUUUUUUUUUUUGCUGUCAUAAAAUAUUUUCAUAUUAUUAUUCAUUUAAAAAAAAUGUAAAUAACUGGUCAUGUUCCUUGAGCUGGGACGCUUAAAAAUACUGUAAAAUAAAGAGUAAAAAAACUCAUACACUCAUUAAUUCCCCCUAAUUAAAAUACUGUCUUGCCUUAAAUUUAUUACUUUAUCUUUAGUUUAAUAAAGGAUAUUUACACAUGUACAAACAAGGAAAUUAUACAUAUUUAAUGAGAUAUACUGACAUAAAUAGAUUGUAUAACUAAAAAUACGUUUGAAAACUUAUAAUGGCAGAAAUAUUUCCAUUUUACUCUUUUUUUUUUUUUUUUUUGAUGGAACUGUUUAAUUCAAGUUAAACACUGAAUAUAUUUCUGGAAUUUAAUCAAAUUUAUGAACAUUGCCAGAAAAAGAAAUAUUGGUUGUAUAAAUGAGAGAUCUGUAUAAUUGCACAAGUUUUAACAACAAAAGUGUUGGACAGAAAUGUGUGUUCAUCAAUGUAUGAUUAUUAAUAGCGCUGGUAGUUCAGUUUAUAUCACCAUCUAUCAAUAAAUGAUCUGUUAUUAUUGGAUGUUUUAGGCGAUUUCCUUGUUUUACCCAUGGAAAAAUCCUUUGAUCAAGGUUAAAAAGCCAAAAACCCAUAUUGUCUCAUGCAAACACUGGUAUUCUGUCAAAAUACAGUUUUACUAUUUAUCUUUCUGAAUAUCUCAUGACGUAUGUAAAUAUAUUACAGAUAAUUUCUUUGGUUUUACACAUUUAAAUAUCCUUCAUUAAACUUUAAAAAGUCUAAACAUACAAAUAAUCUCAUGUAAUAUUUGCUAAAAAAAUAUUAUUAUGGAAAAUGACUUUAUUAGCUCCAGCUGUUGGAAAAUGACCGAUAUUUUACUUUUUUGAAUUUCCACUUAUUUUUUUUCCAACCGUUUUCUGGUGUGGCUGCAAUCUCCUGUAUUUGCACCAAUUUCCAGUUGCAUCUUUUGUGCAUUUCCAGCUGCUGUAAGCUAUUUUUCGGGGGUUAUAAAGUGCUGCAAAGAAAGGCAGCACAGCGCUCCUCGCUACAGUUAUGGCCGCCAGAUUCUUGUCGAGUGGAACUGAUUGCGGCGACGAUUGUCCUUGUUGGUGCUUUUAGAGGAGAGGAGGAAAAGGGCUGGAGCUGCCAUGAAAACAGAGUCCGUGCUGGUAGUGAUGAUACAUGUAGCUAGCAGCUGGUUGCCAUGACAACCCAACAGGCAGCCCAACACCUUAAUUCAUUUAGAGAAGACAUCCAGUCUGAAGAAACAAUGCGUGAGCUGUGGUGUUUGUACCACCACUGCAGCUGGGUUUUAUUUUGGCGGGGAAACGUUGCGAAUGAACGAACGACAAGAAGCUUGUUGUAUUUUUUGGCCGUUUUAUUAUUAAAGGUACCAUGAAGGAGCCACAGGCUGGACUCGAAUUAUUAAAAGUGAAUUUACAGUCUGA